Molecule: messenger RNA, 4641 nt
Organism: Alternaria atra
Lineage: Eukaryota; Fungi; Ascomycota; Dothideomycetes; Pleosporales; Pleosporaceae
Exons: 2
Coding region: 1-4641 (1546 amino acids)
Source: RefSeq, a predicted model, not a curated record
AUGGGCCCACCUGAUGUCGAAAUGACUGCAGGUCCUCCCAACACGGACACCACACGACAACGUUCGAUGACGGAAGAAGAGAAGAGCGCGAGCGAAAAAGCUAUCAAGGACCUAACCUCGAAGCUCGCUUACUUCAGAACCCGAAGUUCUCCAAAUGACACGAUCGUGCGACGAGAGCCUGAGGGAUUCGCUGAGCAAUGGGUGUCUGACAUCUGGAGGCAAUUGGUGCGAAACUCCAAUAACAACAUCUGCAACUUUGAAGAUGCAAUCUCUUCGGCUCUUCAAGAGCUGGACCAGUUGGAUGACGAGUGGAACAAAGCUCGGAUGGGUGAGGAUGGGAAAGAAUGGACUGGUGCACAAUUGUUUGCCUUCCAAAUCGACAAGUUGAACGACAAGAUGCUGCCGAUCACAUAUAGACCACAGUCUAUAAGCGCUUCUGCCAAUGAUGAUCAGGCGUACCCUGGUUCAGAUACGGGUUUACAUAACCCUGCCGCGGAUGCGGUUGAAGCCAUGCUCGAUGCAGACCAACCUCAUAAAGACCUUACGCCGGAGCAACGACGGCGGAGGAGCAACCGCCGAGCCUUACGAGAACACAUUUUGGAUAUCUGCAAAUUGUUGAAACCUGUAGAUCAGACAAUGAACCUCGACGCUGUUGCGCUUGCAGCUGAUUGGGAGAAGAGACUCUGGGAUACGUCAUCCAAGCACAGUGACGGGACUGCUACGUACAACGAAGACUUCGAGGCAGCGGACGAGGAUCUUCAAGAGUGGAAGACAUACUGGGAUUCGACUGAGGGUGACUGCUCAGGCAACCGGACCGGCCGCCAAUUCUUUGUUGAACAUGUCCAAAAGUUUCACGCGAACGAACCACGACAUACCACGUACACGGGAUCUUUGGACAAACUGAGUGCAUCGACAGUAUCCGCUACAACGUCUUUCGAAGACAAGGAACGUCAAAACCUACGCAACGUCCUCGCAGAACAGCUAGAAAACAUGAGAGCUUUACUUCCCCCUUCUCAUAACCUGUCCAACUUCCACAUUGCGCAAGUCGUGCGCACAUGGGAAAGUCAGAAUUGGACUGCAGCCUGCCAGCAAGGCUUCGACAUCAACGAGCAUGUAGAACAUACGGAAGCUGAAUGCGAGGAGCUAGGUAUCUGGGCUGAGUAUAGAGACGACUAUCCUGAUGAAGAUCUUGAUAUGACCGGUGAAGCCAGAUUCUCUGAAUUCAUACGAGAACGCCUUGGUUCCGAAGUUUCUGCCACACCCACCCAACAUGGUGAGGGGCAAGAGACACAUUACUCUGGGGACGACUCAUACAUCAACGAGAAUGACAGUGAUAUCGGUUCGGAAGACGAAUACGAUGACGAGGACAUGGGCUACACAAGCAAGAAGGCCUAUCUUAAAGCAUCUGUGGAGGAACACCUAUGUCACUAUGCAGAGAGUUCAGAUGCCAUCAUCGACCGAUGGGAUGAGAAGCUCCGUUUACAGGCAAGAUGGGAGAGUGGCGGCUUCGACGAAUACAAAGAGGUCCUGAACGAUGACUUGGAUACUGUGGACACCUGCCGAGAUAGCUGGAAUAUGGUUAUUCCGGGCAAUGGAAAGACGGGUCAUGAGUUAUUCAGCGAACUUGUUGAGGACUGCUCAGAAAAAGCUAUUGCUAGGUUGAGAGAGCGAGUGGAGCAUAAAGAGAAAAUGUGUGAACACGAGCAUCUGCUCAACUCGGAGAAGUUCAACGGUGCUCUCAACGUUGAAGACCGAAAGCGAAGGGAAUAUCGGUCAACAAUCCGGAACUCCAUCAAUGAUGCCAAGGAAGUCAUGGACGACGCGCACGAGUUAUCAGACAUCCAAGUUACGGAACUAGCGGCGCGCUGGGAGACGCAAAUUUGGACCGAUCAUCCUGAAUUUCGCACGUACCUUAUCGCGAUGGAUAACUUUGAGUCGGACCUGAUGGAUUGGACGCAGAAUUGGCAUUCUGUCCUUGACAACGGAAAGACUGGCGAGCAGAACUUCAUUGAGUACAUUCAACAGAAUCCUGAUCGUCAAGUGCUCCAGUGUGAGCUCCGCCGUGUUCUCGAUUCAAUAUCCAGCACGCUCUCACCAGGUGACCCAUUGGCGGGCUUCUUCACCCAAACGGUACCUGAGAUUCGGGAAUCAAGCGUUUGGAGUCUCACUGAGGAAUCUAUGGUCGAACAUGUGAGAACCAUCCAGGAAGAGUGCGAACAGUUGAACCAGUGGCAUACGCACUGGACCAACGUUUGCGAUCGUGACCUCACGGGAGAGCAAAUGUUUCGCCAGUACUAUAGCGAGUUGUUUGGAGUGAGCCAUCUCCCUGAUCGUACCCUGGAAGAUCAUGGCCUCGAUUCGCAGACCGUCGCCGAACUCUUCGACCUGGCUGGAGGCAACGACACGCCGUCGGACCGUUCCGCAAGCGACGCUGGAAGCAGCGGACUGUCUGAUGAGUUUCUUGAAAGCAAUAGCCAAGAACUUGUAUCUCCACGCUUUCCAAAGUCCUAUGACAGUAGUGAGGAUGACGACACUGACGGCAGUCUUGGAAGCGCUGCCCAAGAUCGGUCUGGCAAUCAGUCCGCUGCUUUCGAUAUGCCUACCGGCUCCUCAUCUGUUCCUUCAUCCGACAUCCAGAUAACAAAACCAGCCCAAACGCACCCUGUAAUCGCCUUCCACGAAACCUUGGCCAGCUCUAACCGGCUUCAGGUAGGAAACACUUUCAGCACUGUCGGCAUCACAGCUGCUAUAGGUACCCCUCCUCAUGGUCUGCCGACAAUCCCUAUCCCUGGCCACAAUACCGUUCACGUAGAGGAGGAUAUGGCCAUGGACGGUCUUGCUUAUCACCCUCUGUCCAAAGAGGUGGAGAUGUUGGAUAGGAACGCCGACCUGCCCGCCCAAAAGGAGGCGGUGGAUAUGACCCCUGUCGGAAGAUUCACUGCCGAUUUUGCUACAUCGACUGAAUAUGCGGAGAUGGCUGGAAGCGAUGUUUCCGAAACAUUGGACGACAAUGGCAAGCCGUCUGACCCUUCUGCUACGAUUGCGACUGGAAAUGUCUUUGGCUUCUUCAGCCCGUACGCCACAUCGAGCCACUUCUCGCCUGCUCCCCAGUUGUUCAACGGUCCGGCUUUAACUGCGAAGAACGAGUCUAUACCUUCAGGCACUAUGUUCAUUUUGGAAGGCUUGAGUUUCCAAGAGAAGACAACAACAGUGAGCGCCACUUCUAUCAACAGUGCAACGCGGGAGUCGGUUGUGCCUCAGAUCACUUCGCAAGCCUCAACACCAUCACGUCAGUUUGUUGAGGAACAGCCUGGGGAGCCAUUGACCACUCCCGCUAAGGCUGUCUCUAAGACUGUAUUCGCCAACUCCCCUCCAAAGGAGGGCGAAGAGGACGGCAAGGGGGGACUGGCAAAGAAGCGUAGAUUCACUGAGUCCGAGACUGUAUUAGUGGCUCCUGCAGUAGUAACUGCAUCUCAAGUGGCAUCGAAAUUUACCUUCAGGCCUCCCAAAGGCGGCUUUCUGCCGAUACUCCCGUCAGGAUUCGACGCUGGAAGCUGGAGAGGUGGGUUUGACUUCAAGCCUCCAGUUGAUGACGACAAGGCCGAUACUACGUUUUCUUCGGGUGAGGUUGGUAGCAUUCUGAAGACUACCGAAGUCCAGAAGCCUGAGGUCUAUGGGCCAGUCGAUGGGGUUGGGGCAGACGAAGGCCAUGAUGUCCUUGGCUCUGCCGCAGCGGGAAUUGAUGUCGAUGUCGCGAGCAUUCCGGAAGACACAAAGCAAGAAUCAUUGGCUGCUGAGGAUGAGUCUUCCAACACCAGUGACGCGUUGGAUGUGAUGGAUAGGUUAGAAGCCAGGAUGUCAAGCCUUAAUUCGCAAUGCGUCAGGAUUGACGCGAUGAACACGGAGGCUGAUGAGCACGAGCGAACCGAGGCCCUACAAGGCAACAUUGAAGAUGCCGAAGAGAAUUCCGAAGAUGAUUUUGAAGAUGAGUCUGAAGAUUGCUCGGGCCAGAUUAAGGAGCUUGCUUCCACCAUCAAUACAUGCAGCACCUACUGGCUGGAUGCAAACUCCGGCAAUAAUGCUCCUUCUGCCUUCAUCAAGAUUGCAGAAGAUUUUCAAAUCAUUAUGGAAAACAUCACCAGUGAAGCCUACAUCGAUAUCACGACCCACUUCCAUCCCGACUACGACUAUCGCUUGGAACGGUUCCUAGAACAAUAUCGUUCGGAUGUCGGAAUGAUGUCGGAGUACGAAAGCUUGAGUCAAUUGCCGGGUGCUCCAGAUAUCUGGCGCAACGAGGCCAACAAGCGGCGUAAGGCGAGGGACAGCAAAUUGGAGUUCAUCGUCAAUGAAAUUUCCAUCAUGCAGAAUCUCUACCAAGCAUACUACAGCGCGCUGGUGACGCUGCGGGUACACAUCGACUGCGAAGCGCUCGAGAAAAUGGCAAAUGAGACGCUGAUUUGCUUUCACGCAAAGAUCGUGAGGGCGAGUGAUGAUUUUGGUCUGCAGUAUAUGGAAACUUUCCAGAAGCCUUCCGAUCCACUAGACUGUGUUGGGUGCACCAAAGAUGCACAGGAGACCUCAGUGUAUACCAAGCAACGCAAGGCCCCUCCCAUCUCCACUGCUGACGAUGAGGAAUGGUGA